Molecule: messenger RNA, 378 nt
Organism: Penicillium digitatum Pd1
Lineage: Eukaryota; Fungi; Ascomycota; Eurotiomycetes; Eurotiales; Aspergillaceae
Source: RefSeq, a predicted model, not a curated record
AUGAGGAUUGCCAGUGCAUGGCAAAGAGCUUUCGCCAAGUCCGAUGCCUGUAGGAAAUGUAUUGCUCGUUUGUCUCGCCAACUAGGUAGCUCGCUCCCUAUAGGUUCAACCGGUGGGACCAUCUCGAGUCAAAGCAAUGCGGACAUGCUGAGCAGCUGCGACACAUUUGACGGAACCUUUGCAAUAUCCUCUUCUACCAGUGGAGUGAUCACCAUCAAUAAUGUCGAGGAAAUCGAGGGCGCACUAAUUGCCGAUGGUGCUUCAAAGCUCACAAAUCCUUUUGCCCCUGAUUUAAUCCGUGUGUGGGGAGCUAUCACACUGAGUAAUCUCAAGCCACUCUCAAUUAUAACCAUGGGCGCGCUAUCACAAGUGUCUUGA